Molecule: messenger RNA, 5460 nt
Organism: Teleopsis dalmanni
Lineage: Eukaryota; Metazoa; Arthropoda; Insecta; Diptera; Diopsidae
Exons: 15
Coding region: 199-5385 (1728 amino acids)
Source: RefSeq, a predicted model, not a curated record
CCAAUUCGGAUACUUUUGAAAUCGGAAAGAUCGCGAUAUAUUUCAGCGUGGUGAAGUACUCGUAUCAGAAGUUAUUAGAAUAUAUUAUUAUGAGCAAAGUGUUUCGGGAAUUUACACAAUCUCUUCAUGGUUAGAUAAACCGUAAUUAUUUAACGAAUUUAUCACAUCGAAGUAAUAUAUUAAGGGUAAAGCUUCUAAAUGGAUAAAUCAACUCCAGCUUAUUCAACUGUGCAGACACAUUCCACAUCGCGCACACCGUCGCGUCGAUCAUCCAAAACAUUUUACCGUACUGAGUCAUUACCGUCUCCGCCACCGCCACCAGAUCUACGUGAGAAGAGUGAGGAAAUCUUUUUCAAGUAUCCACCAAUCAGAAAAGAUUUACCUGUAACUUACGAAAAGCUACUUGAUUUUGAGAAGCGACAGGAUGAAUUCAACAAAACCUUGAAUAAUCUGAUAGAGCAUGGCUGUCAACUCAAACAGAAUGUUGUGAGCCAUGACACAUCAUCUCAAAAUAUUGAUGAAGUAUUAAAGUGUGCGUGCUGUCACCAAAUACGUGAAGAGUGUACUAAUUUCAUUGAACCAUUGCAUCGACGAUUGGAGAACUCCAUAACAGGUGCGUUAGCUGCUUAUGGGGCCGUUGAGCAAUUAUCACGCAUGUACUCAAUAUGGGAUAAAUUUCUUGAUGCCGAAAGGAAAUGGCAUCGACAGAAAGAAUGUUUAAAUUAUGUUAAUUUACUACAAGAGAAAAUGUCAAGGGCACAAUCAGUCAAGGACGCAAAACACAGUAAAUACAUCGCAGAAGCCGAUGCAGACUUUGAAAACACUUUGGCUCUAUUAGAGACCAUAUUAACGAAGAAUCCGUCUAUCAAGAAAGCAGACUUAAAGCAACAACGAGAACGCAGCAAGUCGGUCGCUUUAUUAGACGAGCACGAGACCAAAAAUGUGAAUUCCAGACAACGUUUACUUCGUCGUCAAAGUACCUACAGUGAUGGUAAAUCAAAAGUUUCGAAGUGGACUAAAGUAAAGGCAGCUUUUAAAUGGGAGCGAGCCAAUGUUCCUGCAUUAAUGGAGAGCAAUAAAGAAAGCACCAAUAAUGUUGGACUAUUGCCCAUUAAUCAUGAAGUUGCAAGAUAUUUACGGGUACCAACAAAUCAAUGUGGCGGCAGCAGCUCUGCUGAUAGCAUAAUGAGUUCAUCUUCUGGGCAUAUACUAAGCGAAACUGGCACACCAGGCACAAUUAGUUCAGCAAGUUCAAUGGACGAUAUAGAAAACAGUUGCAGUGGGAACACAAUCAGACGAGAUUCUACCAAAAGUAAUGUCACAACAGGAGACGAUGGUGAACUAAUUGCAUUCGAAUAUCAAAAAUCGGAAUCAUAUGGUGAAAGUGAUAGUCAAAAAAUUGGCAAGAAUGAGUCAAACAUUCGUAACCUAGUGUUUCCAAAAUCAAAUUCUAAUAAAUCUUUACGAAAAGCAAAAGCAGUUCCAGAAAUCGAAGUUUUACCUGAAGAUGUCGCUGUGGACAUAAAAAUUCCAACAACUAGAAAGAAAGCUAAGCUACCUCCAAGUCCACUCAAUCUUAAUUUAAAACAGGACUUAAGUGAUGUAGAUUCUUACUACUCACCAAAUUCACUGAGAAGUCCAAAAGAAGGCACACAAUCCUUAAACCGUAAUAGAAAAGUUCAUUCUCCUGGCAAUUCUUCCGUGCCUAGUAGCCCGUCUCGACACUCCGAUUUUUUUGUAGGAUUUGAGAGUGAAGAUUUAUCAAGUGGUGAUUUUUCUGAACCCGUCACACCUAGCAGAAAAACUUUCCAACAACAACAAGAUGAAAUCAACCUUAAAUAUCAAACAUUGCGUGCCAAGUUGGAUAUGGAAUUUGAAACUAAGCGAAGAGAAUGGGAAAAGUUGAAAUCAAAUCCAAAUACCUGUCGAGCUUUAACACUGAUCAGUCCUUCAAUAUCAGAAGAACAUUCUCCCAAUCAAGUAAUAAGUUCAAAUUUAUCAGCGAAGUUAUUGGAGGAAAACUUAACACCCGAUUUUAAGAAGAAAUUACGUAAGUGGCGGGUAAAAAAACAAAUCUCAGUUGGUGGCUCUCAUGCACAACAUCAACCCCCGACUUCACCAACACAAAUCCCGAAAAUAGAUUGGAACUUAUGGAAAACAGGUCAAAUUAAAUUAGAGGGCCAAGGUUUAACUCCGAUGCCUGAUCAAAAAGAUUUACCAGAAGAUUUUCAAAAGAAAUUAGAACAAUGGAACAAAAUAAAGCGUAGCGGUGGUAAUGAUUCUCUUAAACGACUUACUAAAGUUGAUAUUGGCUAUCGAAAAGUUACAGAUGAAGAUCGUGGAACAAGUGCAGAAAAAGAUAAACGUACGGAUAAGCAUAAAACACAUGAGAAGGACAAAUCAGAAAAGUUGGCAAAACUUAAAGCAAUUGUGAAUGAUCAUCCCGCUAAGAAGAUUGAGGUUAAGACUUCAGCAGGUGUUAUGAAAUUUGAAGGAAUAUCGAGAAAGUUCACACGCAAGUUAUAUGAAUGGGAGAAAGCGCGUGGUAUUGGACCAGAAGCUUCAACAUUUGCACUUUUACAUCCCGGAUAUUGUCCGAUUGAUGUUGGCAGAAUCACAAAGGAAACUCAUAAUAUUGCUGAAAACUCUCCUACACUAAGUCGUUCACUUUCACUGGAUAGUAUUGCGCCCAAUAUGAAUUUGCCGAUUAUUUCACAACAAGCCUCAAGUCUAUCACUCAACGAUGUCAAUGAUCUUAAGGAAAUGGAAAGCGGUAUAAGUAGUUCAGGUCAAUUACUAGAAUCUGAAUUUAAAAAGUUCGAAGAACCUGAAGCAGUUAUGGUUGAAGUUGAAGAUCAUAUAGUGGAAACAGCUUCACCGUUGAUAACUGCCAACACUUUAGUGGAACAUCAGACCCCUGUGUAUAAGUAUGAAGAAGUGGCGUGCAAUGAUUAUUGUAACACAAAACGUAUUCAAAGCUACGAAUCUCAUACAAAUUUAGCGCCUUUGCUGGCUGCUCUGAAACGCACAGAUGAAAUAAUCGCUCACUUAGAAGAAGCAGCACAUGGGACCGGUGAAUUAACAGAACUACAAAAAUGUAAAUGUUCACUUCUGUACAUCCGCAGUGUGUAUCCAUAUUAUACUGAGAAUCUGAUGAAGUCAAGUGUUUUGAAUGCGAUAUCCGACGUCCAAAUCGAACUAGGGCGCUUGAGUGAGCUGAGUGAAAAGUCCCCAUUGAAUGAAGCAUGUUGUCAGGAAAUUAUGGAAGAACGCUUUAUCACAUACAAGGAAGAAAUAAGAGGUUUGCAUGAAUCCUUGGAAAUGCUGCAUCAAAACAUAACUGUUGGCAUUAAACGCUAUCCUAAAGACAUAGUACCAGAUAUAAAUAUAACAUCUGAUGAUGGACAUAACGCUCCGAUUCAUGCAGUUUUUGUUCUCGAUUCUAGUAAUCCAGGUCAAGAACCUUCAGUUGUAACAAUGUGUAGUGCAGAAACAUCAAAAAUCGAUCAAAUGAAUAGCAUUCGUUCUCUACGUAAUGUAGCUGAAAAUUCUGUUUCCAACAACAGUCACAACAGCAACAUCAACAGUAACAAUAACAGUAACAGUCACAGCAAUGGUAAUGUAAUAACUACUCCCAGUAGUUCGAGUGUCGCAGUGAAAAAAAAACUACGUUUGCGUAAAAUGGGUUCACGUCAAAACAGCAAAACCGAAAGUGAUAGCAGUGAUAAUGAGACGCAGAAUAUUGCCGACACACCCCGUCGUCUAAAGCGGAAAAACUUUCGUUUGAAACAAAGGUCCCUAGAUGAAGAUAGUAGAAAAAUUGAUGAACAAAAUUGUAAUCCCAUUGCAGACGAUAUGGUUUAUGUUCUAAAAGUAAAACCUGGUAAGCCAAUCGAGCAACUUCAAAACGUCUUAGAUACUGAAAAAUGUAACUAUAAUGUCGCUAUACCCACUUUAAUGGAACCCUAUUCACUGCACCCAAAGCAAAUGGAAGGUGAAAAGGAUAUCCAUAAUUCAAACACAAACAUAUUCGUACAAACCAAGAGAAAAAUAUUUACGACAAUCGACAAUUUACCGAACACCAUCGAUGGUAUAGCAGUUAUAUCGGAGGAUAUCGACAAUCCUUCUCAAUCUGACAAAAAUAAUAUUGACAUUAAUCGUGCAGAGCAUCAGAGUGACAAAGAACUGAUCGGUACAAUUGGUAAAGGGAGUGAGUCAAACAAUUUUGAAACCAUACAACCGCGUCUGCUACUGCGUAAAUCCCUUAGUCUAAUAGAAAUCGGAGCGAAAGAAAAUGACGAUGAAGUCAAAUAUUACAGCAAUGAAGAUGUGAGAAAUCAAAAAUCUAAAUCGAAAAGCAAGGUCCGCCCGCCAUUGGCUUCCGAUAGUUUUAGAGUUAUAAACAAAAGUUAUAUUGGACUUCCUAAAGAUGUAUUAAAGCUUACGAUUAAUACAGUGCGAAAACCUCAUCUUUAUAAGAAGAACUCAGAUAAAUUUGCUUUACUUCAUGCCAGGCAUAAUAAUGGCGGUACAAUUAAAAGAAUUGAAACUAAGUUUUCUAAAUCUAAUUCCGGUACAGCUGUGGAUCAAAUAAAUCUACUAACACCAACCAAAAUCAAUAAUGGCACUUUAACUGACUGUCGCACACCAGAACGAAAGUCUUUAACGCCAACAAUAAAUCCCGUAACAUUUGAGUAUCCAACAACAAUCUGUUCGGAGCCAACAACUCCACUUUUGGAGCAAAUAAAUCGACCACAUACGCCUUUGUCAGAGCGUGCACAGCGCUUACAAAAAGCAAAAGAGGACUUUCUGCAAGGUACCGUACCACGUGUCACACCACAUUAUAAGCGUCGUGAUGAAAUUGUGCGUAACGAUACUUGGGAACAGUACAGACGCAGUGAUCACAGUUUAAGUUCUGCGACUGGAGAUGAAAAUAAUCUUGGUAAAAGUCUAAGCGUCGAUACAAUAACAGCAGAAACAACGACAUUAUCGGAUGCUGGUACAGAUCAGGAUUUUCUUGGUUAUGACUCAUUACCACGACAUUCAUCUGUCAGCCGCUCAGGAAAAAUUUCUAGUAAACUUGGUUUUGCUACGCUCGCUUCUAAGUUUCGACGGGUAAAAGGUAAGAAGGAACCAUCAACUGGCAAUGGAUCCAGUAGUGCGCUUUCAGCUUUAUGUCGCCAAACGUUAUUGGCUGAUGGCAUAGCAAUACCACAGAUGAUUAGUACCAAUGCGAAACCAGGAGAAUGUGUUAUUAAAUCACAAUCUUCACCACAAGCUAUUUCGGCCACAGCUUUAAUGCCCCAUCAAAGGCGUGAAAAUGAACGUUUAAAUAAAUCACAAAGUGAACAAUAUGUUAAACCCCAAAAGGAAAGUUGUGUCUAGUCAUUAUAGGUAGUCAAAAACUCAUAAGAACAUUUUUGUAAGAAAGAAAUAAAAAACUUGUAAAAAUAAUUUAUA